AUGCCUGUCCAGGACUUCUUACGGCGGGUCGAUGGCCGGCGAUUCGGUUCCGGCAUGGCCUUGCUGGUCCUCCUGGCCUUCUACUCGCCCCUGUCGAAACUGGUUCUGUCUCCAAUUUAUGGAUCUCAUCCCGCAGAUAUCUUCCAUAGCUUUGGAGUGGCCAUUUCUGGUGGUGUUGGAUGGUUAAUGAAAGACCAGAUCUUGAGACGCUUUGGUCGUCUUGGUGGUUUGUUACUUCCGGUGUUGGCAUUCUGGGUUCCAACUCUUCAAUAUCUCCUCAAGCAGCAGAGUUCCAAAAUUGGCAACCCCCUGGGCCCAGUGAUCACAGAACUGUUCGGCUACUAUCCUCUGGUUCUUCUGACAGUCGCCUAUGCCGGAAAGCAGAUCCAGGGUUCUCUGAGACUCGAAGCCCAGGGCGACCUGGUUACUGAGCAUGUGCCCUUGAUAGGCACAUAUAUGCUCUAUUCGGUUGGCGAGCAUUUUGCCAAAUACGUGGUCUCAUGGGUUGUUGGCACUAACUUCCUGUUUACUCGAGUUGGUAUGCAAAUGCUCAUGGCGACCCUGUACGCCGCAGUCAUCCCGUCUAAAUGGCUGGUUCUGGCCAUUCCGUCUCUGCUUUUCUCCCUGACUUCCAAUGUUCAUUUUGCUGGAAUCAGUGGUGUCAAUUCUGCCAUUGAGCAUGAGGGGUACACCCUCUUGGCUCGACAGGAGGCUUACACUGGCUACAUCUCGGUUUUGGAGAACAACAACGACGGAUUCCGUGUUAUGCGCUGCGAUCACAGUCUGCUUGGUGGACAGUGGACCAAAGACAUCCCGGGAUACCGACCCCAGGUGGAAGAUCCGAUAUAUGCAGUCUUCGCCAUGCUUGAGGCUGUCCGUCUGGUUGAGCCGGAUCAUGGAACUCCUCGUGUUGACGCAGACAGCAAGGCGCUGGUCAUUGGUCUCGGAAUUGGCACAACUCCAUCUGCCCUUAUCAAGCAUGGCAUUGAAACCACCAUCGUUGAAAUCGACCCUGUUGUGCACAAGUUUGCUACCCAGUAUUUCAACCUUCCGUCCAACCACAUUCCAGUCAUCCAAGACGCUGUGAAAUACGUCAAGAAAGCAGUGGACUCAAACCCAAUCCAGUACGACUACAUCAUCCACGAUGUGUUCACCGGUGGUGCCGAGCCCGCCGAACUCUUCACAUACGAAUUCUUGUCAAAUCUCAACUCGCUCCUCAAGGAAGACGGUGUCAUCGCCAUUAACUACGCCGGUGAUUUGACUCUCUACCCGACCGGUCUCGCCGUCCGCACCAUCAAAGCCGUUUUCCCAUCCUGCCGAAUCUUCCGCGAAGCACCCUCUCCAGAUGAAGAAGACGCCAACUUCACCAACAUGGUCCUGUUCUGCAAGAAGAGCUCCAGCACUCCGAUCCAGUUCCGUGACCCUGUCCCCGCCGAUUACUUGGGCAGCAAGUCCCGGGAAAGUUACCUUGUUCCCGAGCACGAGCUUGACGCUUCCAUGUUCUCCCAUUACCCCAAGACCGGUAGAGCUAUUUUGCGGGCAAAGGAGGUUGGAAGAUUGGAUAAGUUCCAGGAUCGCAGUGCGCUUGAGCACUGGUUUAUCAUGCGCAAGGUCAUCCCUGAUGCUGUGUGGGAAAACUGGUGA
Molecule: messenger RNA, 1644 nt
Organism: Penicillium bovifimosum
Lineage: Eukaryota; Fungi; Ascomycota; Eurotiomycetes; Eurotiales; Aspergillaceae
Product: Spermidine/spermine synthases family
Exons: 3
Coding region: 1-1644 (547 amino acids)
Source: RefSeq, a predicted model, not a curated record